ACAAGUGGCUCAUAUGAUCACAAACAGGCACAAGUGGCUAUCUCAGGAACCAAUAAAGGACUUUCAGCUUAUGCAACCGGAACCAUUGGACGCGGGGGUGCGUAAAAAUCCCCCAGCAGGAAUGCCAGACGCAUAAACCGAGGAAGACGCCCAAGCGAGCAAGUUUGGAGACGUAAAGUCGACAGUAGAGUUUACACCGCGCCGCCCACAGCCUGUCACUUAGCCGGAGUCAGAUUGCCGCCGUCGGAGUUGUUUGGAGCUCAGACAGAUAGUCCGUGCGUAAAAUCAACCAGACGCAGCAGUGGUGCCAUGACAUGCAGGACACCACGCGCCAACUCCACGGAAAAUCCUCCUCCUCCGCACUGAUGUAUAGCACCGGUACGAUCAUUUCCCUCAAAACUGACCGUAAUCUGAAGUAGAGGAUGGUGGGUUCGUCCAUCCCUCUCCAUCGGUUCAGCUGCGCCGAAGAACGAUGCUGAGAAAAUCAGCGGCGGGGUUUUCUCCGACAGCUACAACAUCGACAGAGAUUCUUUGGACUCCAACCUCGAGAUUUUAAAGCAGCCCAUCAAUCAUGGAGAGCCUCAGCGAGCUUCAAAACCCCCUGCUGGACAAAAACAGCAUGCAUGCGGUUCAGAGCGACUACCAGGGCUACCAGUGUGACUACUCAAACCAGCCAUACCAGGACAGUUUGAUCGAUUAUUACUACACUGGGACCAGCGGGAAGCACAAGACUUCCCAAUUCUUGGACGCCACCUCUCUCCAUCUGGCUGUGGAGGCUUUCUACAGGCCCAACUUCAUCCUGUUCAAGGACGACGUCAGCCUUCAUAGCAAGGACUCUAAAAACGAGAGCUUUGAGACCACUUUCACAGAGAUUAAAGAUACUGUUUCAUAUGGAGUUUCCUCAGAAAACACUGUGGACAUCAACCUGCAGGGAGAGAAGGACCUGAAGAUCCAGACGGUGUCAUACGAGGUGGAGGAGGAGCAGUGUCCUGAGUAUGAGAGUGACAGCUCCAGCGAUAGUGAAAGUGAGGACAACUUCAUCGUGCUUCCCCCUCGGGACUACUUGGGCCUGACCAUCUUCUCUAUGCUCUGCUGCUUCUGGCCACUGGGCAUCAUUGCCUUUUACUACUCUCACAAGACAGGCAAGGCCAUUGCUAAGGGAGACUUCUCCAGAGCGGGGAUGAGCUCCAGAAGAGCCCUGUUCCUGGCCGCCCUCUCCAUUACGGUUGGAACAGGGAUGUACGUGGGGGUUGUUGUUGCCCUCAUAGCCUACCUGUCCAAACCUGGACAUGUAUAGCACUGGACCCAACUGCUGGCGGGGUGAGAUUAGUAACAGGAGGCGGCAUGAGAGGAGGGGAAAAGCUGGGCAGAUCUCUGUUGCCUCUAAUAAACUUGUGAUGGAGAAAAUGAAAACUGUAUAGAGAAAUAUGUCUAAACCAGAGAGAGCAGAUGAUGGAAAUACUCCAUGUGUGGACGGAGCAUUACUUCAACCACAUAUUGAUCCAAACUGAGUCUUUAUUUCUGGUGCACAGCAUUUCCACCAAAGGAAUAAGAACAAUAAACACUGUUGGAAAAAGCAAACUGUCUGAAAACUGAACUCAGAAAAAAUUAGCCCUCUUUAUCCUAAUAGACUUUCACAACAACUUAAUGUGAACUUUAGAAAAGGUGUUUCAUCUGUUUAUCAGUGUCUUAGCAACUCUGUAAAUAGAUUUAUUGUUAAAUGGUAAAGUCAGAUUUUAUGGGAUUGUUUUUCUUUUCUUGGGGGAUAGACCAGUAACGGAUCACAUCACAGAAAAGAAGAGAGAAAAAGACACCAGACAGAAAGGACAUGAUGGUAAUUUGUGUCUGUUGUGUGCUGUACAUUUAGUCAUUAAAUGCAUUUGGCAUGAAUAAUGAAACA
This is a messenger RNA of Poeciliopsis prolifica (blackstripe livebearer), 1900 nucleotides long. RefSeq names its product synapse differentiation-inducing gene protein 1-like. The transcript is spliced from 4 exons. Gene Ontology annotation, cellular component: intracellular membrane-bounded organelle; membrane. NCBI's taxonomy places the organism in Eukaryota, Metazoa, Chordata, Actinopteri, Cyprinodontiformes, Poeciliidae. Bases 572 to 1297 code for a protein of 241 amino acids. The record is from RefSeq and is a predicted model, not a curated record.